AUGCUUUCCCGCUCUCUCUUGAGGCCCUUUGAAAGCAGCUUUUUCAAAUCUUCCUCGACACUCCCAAUAAGAGUGCUCAGAAACUACACAAGCUCGCUGAAAAAUGAGCAAGACAAUACCACCCAUUUUGGGUUCAAAACUGUGAACAAGGAUGAGAAGGAACUGAUGGUGAGAAACGUUUUUUCCUCUGUGGCGUCAAAGUACGAUGUGAUGAACGACGCCAUGUCGUUUGGCGUUCACAGAUUGUGGAAGCACCACUUCAUUAACAGAUUGGAUGCUGGUAUGAGACCAGGAGCUACUCGUCCAUUAGAUUUCUUGGACGUGGCUGGCGGCACUGGAGACAUUGCAUUUGGGUUAUUGGAGCACGCUGAGAAGAAUUUUAACGAUGUUCAAUCUACCAUGACGGUGGCUGACAUCAACCCAGAGAUGUUGGCCGAAGGUGAGAGACGUUUCCAAAAAACCAAGUGGAACGAUGGCAGCGGCAGAGUCCAGUUCAUCGAGCAGAAUGGUGAAAUCAUGGAUGCCAUCCCAGACAACUCUAAGGACGUGUAUACUAUUGCAUUUGGUAUCAGAAACUUCACCGAUAUCCAGGCUGGCUUGAACACUGCCUACCGUGUUUUGAGACCAGGUGGAAUCUUCGCUUGUCUUGAAUUCUCUCACGUUGAGAACCCUAUCAUUGACUAUGCAUACCAAGCCUACUCGUUCAGCAUGUUGCCAUUGAUGGGCCAGUUGAUUGCUGAUGACAGGGACUCGUAUCAGUACUUGGUUGAAAGUAUACGCCGCUUUCCAAAACAGGAGGAGUUCAGCAGUAUGAUCGAGAAGGCUGGUUUCUACGUUCCAGACAAGGGUUAUGAAAAUUUGACGUUCGGCGUAGCUAGUAUUCAUGUUGGUGUCAAGCUUUAA
This is a messenger RNA of Candidozyma auris, 903 nucleotides long. RefSeq names its product 2-hexaprenyl-6-methoxy-1,4-benzoquinone methyltransferase (gene COQ5). NCBI's taxonomy places the organism in Eukaryota, Fungi, Ascomycota, Pichiomycetes, Serinales, Metschnikowiaceae. The coding region runs from base 1 to 903 and encodes 300 amino acids. Gene Ontology annotation, molecular function: methyltransferase activity. The transcript has a single exon. Gene Ontology annotation, biological process: ubiquinone biosynthetic process. The record is from RefSeq and is a predicted model, not a curated record.